Molecule: messenger RNA, 5246 nt
Organism: Toxotes jaculatrix (banded archerfish)
Lineage: Eukaryota; Metazoa; Chordata; Actinopteri; Toxotidae
Gene: stk10
Product: serine/threonine kinase 10
Exons: 20
Coding region: 342-3476 (1044 amino acids)
Biological process (GO): protein phosphorylation
Molecular function (GO): protein serine/threonine kinase activity; ATP binding
Source: RefSeq, a predicted model, not a curated record
UACUCGACUGUGUUACCGACGGCAGGUGGUCACCGCGCGUCCAGCACUCACCGCAGCUUGUGAAUGGGAUUAUAACAUGUUUUAAGUUCAGAGCCCACACAACUACCGGGUUUAAAUGGACGGAGUAAAAUAACGUCUUUGAACCAGCUGAGUUCUCUUUUUGUUUUUCUUUUCUCAAGGACGCGGAAAGUGAAGAUUGUAAAUUGGUAGAUAGGUGUUUUUUUGUCGGACUGCGCGCCUCUGCGUGCGUAGUGCUCUUUGUGUAGAGAUCCGAGCCUUUUGUUAGUUUUUAUUUUAUUUUAUUUUAUUUUUUAAAGCUUAAUUUUGUUGCAUCGCAAAUAAUGGCACUCGCUAGAUUCAGCAGAAUCCUUCGUCUCUCCAAUCUUGAAAUUAAAAAGAAAGUCAAGCAGUACGAACACGUUCACCGGGACAUCAACCCCAACGACUUAUGGGAGAUUGUUGGGGAACUGGGCGACGGCGCCUUUGGAAAGGUCUACAAGGCCAGGAACAAAGAGACGGGAGUUCUGGCCGCAGCCAAAGUGAUAGAGACAAAGUCUGAGGAGGAGUUGGAGGACUACAUGGUUGAGAUCGACAUCCUGGCUAAAUGUGACCACCGCUACAUUGUCAAGCUGCUCGAUGCAUUUUACCAUGACAACAAAUUGUGGAUCAUGAUCGAGUUCUGCCCUGGAGGUGCUGUGGAUGCAACAAUGCUAGAGCUGGAUCGUGGACUGACAGAGCCACAGAUUAAGGUGGUUUGUCGCCAGAUGUUGGAGGCUCUGGACUACCUCCACAGCAUGAAGAUCAUCCACAGAGACCUGAAGGCCGGUAACAUCCUCCUCAUGCUGGAUGGGGACAUCAAGCUUGCUGAUUUUGGCGUGUCUGCAAAGAACAGCAAAACUCUACAAAGAAGAGAUUCUUUCAUUGGAACGCCAUACUGGAUGGCCCCAGAGGUGGUAAUGUGUGAGACAAUGAAGGAUGCUCCCUAUGACUACAAGGCUGAUAUCUGGUCUCUGGGGAUCACUCUGAUCGAGCUCGCCCAGAUCGAACCCCCACACCAUGAGCUCAACCCCAUGAGGGUGCUGUUGAAGAUUGCCAAGUCGGAGCCUCCCACCCUGGAGCAGCCACACAAAUGGUCGCGGGAGUUUAAGGAUUUCCUGAAAAAAGCUUUGGAUAAAAACCCAGAGACUCGUCCAACUGCAGCACAACUCAUGGAGCACCCUUUUGUGAGAUCGGUGACGUCUAACCGUCCACUGCUGGAGCUGGUGGCCGAGGCCAAAGCUGAGGUCAUGGAGGAAAUAGAGGACAAUAGAGAGGAAGGAGAGGAGGACGACGCAAUGGAGCUCACUGUGUCUCCAGGCAAGGAGCCAUGCCAGACCAGUCAGGCCAGUUUCGAAGGGGACCAGUCUCUGGACAACCCCAGCCCCACCACGCCCUCCCCAACCACACCAAUACCUUUACCCAGGAAGGUGGACGAGCCAGAGACUCCAACAGAAGAGCAGCCAGGCCCUGUCAUGGUUGUCCCUGUUCCCCUGCCGCGGCAUAAUCUCCCACCAAAACAACCAGAGGAGUUGGGUGACAAACUGGCUGAAGAAGUCACUCUGGAGUCAGAAAAAUCAGAGAGCGAGGCCUCAACCAAGACUUCCAGCUCAGACUCAGGCAUUGAGGAUGGAAAGAGUACUCCCACAUCAGAGGAGGAAAAGGUUUCUGUGGAGACCCCAGAGACGGAGCAGCCGCCAUCUCUCCCCCAAGCCGAGGCCUCUGAGGAGCAUGUGGACAUCAUCAUAGACUCCACAGACCCAGAGAUGCCCAAGGUCCAGAUGACCGAGGAGCAGAGCAGCGUUGUGUCUGAGAGAGGCUUACCAACUCCAAGCCCAAGUCCCACUAUCACUCCUACACCGACUCCCACACCCUCCUCUGCCCCUACACCAGUCCCUAUACUCCGAUCUGGGCCAAAUGGCAGCCUAACCAAGGAUACCCCAGAACGGAUAUCGAUAGGAGGAAAUGCUGAGACUGUCACACCUUUUCUCAAUGGAGGGCCUAUCAACACACGGUACUCUUUGUCAGGCAGCAUGGCAUCUGAGAGCAUGGACAUGUCAAUCCACAAGGAGAGCAUCUCAAUGUCUGCAAGGGACUUUUCAAGUAAGACUCUGAAGCGAACCAGGAAGUUUGUCAUUGAUGGUGUGGAGGUGAGUGUGACAACCUCGAAGAUCAUCAGAGAUGAUGAGAAGAAAGAUGAGGAGAUGAGAUUCUUGAGACGUCAGGAGCUGCGGGACCUCCGUUUACUGCAGAAGGAAGAGCAUCGUGCCCAGGCUGUUCUAAACGCUAAACUGGAAACACAGAGAGAUCAGAUGCAGAAGCGUUUUGACCAGGACAUGAAUGCCAAGAAGAAGCACUACGAUGUGGAGCUCGAGAACCUGGAGAAGCAUCAGAAGCAGACUAUUGAGAAGAUGGAGACAGACCACAAUGUUAAACUCAAAGAAGAGACCAAACGCAUCAAAGCAGAGCAGGAACGAGACUGGCACAAGUUUCAGGAUCAGAUAAAACACAAGAAAAAGGAGGUAAAACAAUCUGUCGAUAAGCUGCCCAGAAAUCAACGUAAAGACACCUUGAAGCAGAAGAUGAGUUCCUUCCAAGAAAUGAAGAUUAAGGGGGAGGAAAAAUUCAUUGCGGAUCAGAAGAACUACCUGGACACCACGCUACAGCAAAUUAUCUCCAACAAUAAGAGAGAGAUUGCAGAAAUGGAGAGGGAAUGCCUUAACAAGAAGCAAAACCUAAUAAGAGAACGUGAAUCUACAAUAUGGGAGAUGGAGGAGAAAAAUCUUUAUGAGAAACACCAGCUUUUCAAGCAGCAGCUGAAAGAUCAGUACUUCCUCCAGAGGCAUCAGCUUCUCAAAAAGCACGAAAAGGAGCAGCAGCAGAUGCAGUGCUACAAUCAGCGAAUGAUUGAGAUUCUGAAAGCUCGGCAGCAACAGGAAAAGAACAGGCUUCCUAAGAUCCAGCGUAGCGAAGCGAAGACCCGCAUGGCCAUGUUCAAGAAGAGUCUGCGCAUCAACUCAAUGGGUAGCGCCUCAGAGGACAGAGAGAAGAUCAAACAGUUUUCUCAGCAGGAGGAGAAGCGACAGAAGGCAGAGAGGCUGCAUCAGCAGCAGAAACACGAGAACCAGAUGAGAGAGAUGAUUGGUCAGUGUGAAAGCAAUAUCAGAGAGCUGCAACAGCUACAGAAUGAAAAAUGUCACCUGUUGAUUGAGAAUGAGACCCAGAGGCUCAAGCAUUUGGAUGAGCAACACAACCAGCUGAUGAAGGACUGGAGGGAUCAGUUGAAACCCAGAAAGAUGGCUCUUGAAGAGGACCUAAACAUGAAGAAAAGGGAGCAGGAGGCUUUCUUCAAGAUGAGUGAGAUUACUGAUUGCCCAAACCCCAGUUCUCCCCAUAAACUCUCCAAGUUUGUGCCUUACCAAGACUCUUCUACCACAUAAAAACAGCUGAUGUGAUAUCACACAACAUCUCCUGGCCAUUGUUAGCACCUAAGCAUAACCGUUCACACUCUCACCCACAGGUGUUACAAUUCUCUGCUGCCUCAGUUUUAAUUUGCUUUGCCAGUAAUGGCAGCAUACCUAUCCCUCCAAUAGGUUCCUUUAUUGUUUUAGUGAAUAUUUAUGUUUUAACUAAUUUUCCUUUGACAGUGUUGUAGAAUCAGAUUGACUAAAAAUUCAUUACGUGCUUCCUCAGUACCUAGUAUCUGCUUCCAUACAGUGUUUUGAUUUCCUGUGUUUUGGGGGUUUUUUUUGUCCACUUAUUUUAGCUCACCAGUGAAACUUGAGGUUAAUAUGAUACAGUGACUGUUAGUUUGGGUGAGCUGGAGUUACCAAACUAGUUAUGAGUCUUAAUAAGUAAAAACUGAGGAAAAAACGUUUUGGUUGGGUAAUAGUAGUUGUCCUAAGCACCCAGCCUGUAUUUCUUUUUGCAUGAUGAGGACGAAUGUUUGUUUCUGUGAAAGCUGGUGAGCCAGAAAACUAAGCACUUUUUGUUUACCCCAAAUCAUCAGUGCCGUCUUCCAAAUAUGACCAAAAAGACACCCAAAUAUAAAUGAUUUACUAUUUUUUCCAUUUUUCUAUGUCUUGGCUUAUUCGCCUCUUUGUCCCUAAGUCAGAUGCAUGUUAUAUAUCUGCCAAAGUCUGCCUGUAUUUAUUUUUACUGAUAAAGAAAAACCUUAACCAGAUUUAUCACUGUAAGUGCUAAUUUAAAUAUAUUUUUUUUAACCAACACCCAUGGUAUGAAGGAUGUGCUCAUUAUUUUGUAUCUUGUUUAAAAUGGGGGAUAAGGCUAAAUCCAAAGUUAUCAGAAUUUAUAAUUUCUUUUAAAUGAUUAUUUAGGAAUGAGAUUUUAACAGAUAAGGGAAGACUAAUAGUUAUUCAGAUUGUGUUGUGUAAGGACAUUUGUUAUUUUUCUGUUUUUACUGUAAAAUCAGUCACACUGGAUGGGAACUGACAAAAGCCAAAGCAAAUUACUGUUAUGUUCUUUGAAGGAUGUUAAACAGGGGGAUUUGAAUCUAAAUUUAAAAAAAAGGUAUUAAGUGUAUAGUUGUUAUAUAAUGUGCAGUAGAUGCACUGCCUGCUAACCAAAGUGCAAUAUUACAUGUAUGUCUUUGCUAACCUUAAAGAGGUUUUUUUCUUCUUCUUCUUAAAUUGCCUUCCUUUGCACUGAGAGGGGGAAUAAUAUGAAGAGUUUCACCAAAAACAGAUGUGGAAAGAAAGAACUUUGCUUAAAAUGAUUUCAUCUUCAUAAUUUUUAGUACUUUUCAAGCAGAAAUCUUGGGGUAUCAUUUUUCAAAUACUGAUCUGAUUUUGGAACAUAACUCUUCAUAUUGUUUUUUUAAGGGAGUGCAACAAUUCAGCCUGCUCUAAGAUUCUUCUAGAUGUUUAAUCUUCAACUGAAACCUAAUGUUUGCAGCUGAGGAAAUUGUUGCCUUGUUAAGUGAGAGAAAGAGCAGUUUGGCCUGCAGAUGUAUGUUGAUCAGGUCAGUAAUCAGGUACAGCUUAAUCUCCCUCCCUCUCACACACACACUGUCUCAGAGGUUUAAAAUUGUAAAAAAAAUUAUUUUCUGUCACAUUUAAUGGCUUCAUCUAAGUCUUCCUCUCUGCCUCAGUUUACAUUGUUUGUAUGGAGGGGUUGUGAGUGUGAAUGAAACUGUAUCAGAAGGAACCACUGUUGUAAAUAACUCUUAAUAAAUGCAGAUUUUCUAAUUA